Molecule: messenger RNA, 1180 nt
Organism: Gracilinanus agilis (Agile Gracile Mouse Opossum)
Lineage: Eukaryota; Metazoa; Chordata; Mammalia; Didelphimorphia; Didelphidae
Gene: TMEM88
Product: transmembrane protein 88
Exons: 2
Coding region: 21-482 (153 amino acids)
Biological process (GO): negative regulation of canonical Wnt signaling pathway
Cellular component (GO): plasma membrane
Molecular function (GO): PDZ domain binding
Source: RefSeq, a predicted model, not a curated record
ACAGCCAGGGUCUGGGUGAAAUGGCAGAAGGCCCCGGGGCUCAUCGACCACCUCCUUACAGUGGGGGGGGGGGCUUCGAACCCCGAGACCCACUGGACUGCUGGGCCUGUGCGGUGCUAGUCACAGCUCAGAACCUGCUGGUGGCUACCUUUAACCUCCUGCUGCUGGGUGUGGUGCUAGGAACGGUUCUGCUGCCUUCCGUGCUCAUGCUGGCCUUUGGCUUCCUCUGCCACUCAAAGUUCCUGCGCUCCCAGGCACCCCCCUGUACCACCUACUUUCAGGACCCAGGAUUCACAGUGCUGCUGGUAGUAGGCUUCCUGCUCCUGGUGCCUCUGCUGAUCCUCGCCUUAGCUGGUUACCGGCGCCUCUACUGCCGUCUCCGCCUCGCUGACUGCUUGGUACCGUACAGUCGGGCCAUCUACCAGGAUGCCCCACAAGCCUCCCAGUCUCUUCCCACCGCCACUGGCAAGGUCUGGGUCUGAAAGGUCCUUCCCUUCCCCUACUCAAGAUAGUUUCUCUACUGCCCUACCCCACUUCCCAACUUCUGGCCUGGAAACUAGGGAUGAAUUCUAGAAAUGAACAAGACUCAAAGAGAAAUGGAAUGUUUGCUCUCCGUGGAAAACAUCCGCAAUAUCUGGACGAAAUGUGAAAAAUCCCCAUUUCUGGAGAGCCUCCUUCCCUUCCCACCAUGUGUAGUUCAACUGUACCCCAUGGCACAUCGUGGGCUAGAUGCUCCUCCAUUUUGGAAUAUUUGGACUAACUGUCCCGAAUGUUAACACUAAAUUCAAGUUACUUCAUGGGGGCAGGAGAGCCAGUUGGAAAUUAUAAGGGACUGUGAGGUUCAUGAAUAAAGGUUAACAAAUCAGUCUCAUACCCAGCUCUUUAGUUGUGUCAUCUCUUUCCUGGGGGACUAGAAAAUAAGUUAAUACUAGCUUCAAGCAAAAGCCAACUGUUUUCUCUGGAAGAACUUUGUGGUUGCUAUUUGCUGACGCUGGGGGGUAAUCAAGGUCCAAUAGAUCUUUCCCUCUUCCUUAUCUUAUCGGGGUUUUCUUGGCCAGAUCAACCAGGCCAGUCCCUGGGGUUUAACCUUCCCCACUCACUGCUGGUUCUGUAGAUGGGAACUUCACCUCUGUUGUCCAGCUCUGGCUCCCCUUGGGAUCCAGGUGUCCCAGCCAAGAGU